Molecule: messenger RNA, 6444 nt
Organism: Ahaetulla prasina
Lineage: Eukaryota; Metazoa; Chordata; Lepidosauria; Squamata; Colubridae
Gene: IREB2
Product: iron responsive element binding protein 2
Exons: 22
Coding region: 180-3074 (964 amino acids)
Biological process (GO): tricarboxylic acid cycle; citrate metabolic process
Cellular component (GO): cytosol; mitochondrion
Molecular function (GO): aconitate hydratase activity; iron-responsive element binding; 4 iron, 4 sulfur cluster binding
Source: RefSeq, a predicted model, not a curated record
AGAACCAGCGGAGACCCAAUGAGGGAGCGGGGAGGGCCGGGCGGAGGCGCUGAGGGGCCCGCCGGUUGUCUCCCUCCCUCGUUUCUCGCGCCGUCUCUGAGGGGAGGGCUCCGUCCCCUCCCCCCGGUUCUUCUUCCCCCCCUCACAACUCCCGUGGCAUCCUUCUUCGGGAGAGGAACAUGGAGGCGGCUCGGGCAGGACACCUGUUCCAGCACUUAAUUGAAACACUGAGUGACAACGCAGACAAAAAGUUCUACAACAUUGCUAAACUAGGAGGCACCAAAUAUGAUCUCCUGCCUUACACCAUACGGGUCAUGUUGGAAACGGCUGUCCGCAACUGGGACGGUUUCCUAGUGAAAGAAGGAGACGUGAUGAAUAUCCUGGACUGGCCAGCCAAACAGAACAAUGUUGAAGUGCCCUUUUGUCCUGCCAGAGUCCUGCUCCAAGAUUUCACGGGAAUUCCUGCGAUGGUCGAUUUUGCUGCCAUGAGGGAAGCAGUGAAGAACCUCGGAGGAGAUCCUACGCGAGUCCAUCCUGUCUGCCCAACAGAUCUUACUGUGGACCAUUCUUUGCAGAUUGACUUCAGUAAAUGUGCAAUACAGAACACUCCGAAUCCCGGAGGUGGCGAUCCCCCACGACCCCCUUCCUCAAAACUCUCCCCUCUUAAAGCUCCUCGGAAGCUGCCAUGCCGAGACCAGUCCAGUUGCAAAGGACCGUGUGACGGAGAAUCAAAGCGGAACCCGGGACAUUUUUCUGUGCAGAUUGAGAACACGCCCCUCUUGUGUCCUUUUCAUCUUCAACCAGUGCCUGAGCCCGAAACAGUAUUUAAGAAUCAAGAGAUAGAAUUUGGAAGAAAUAAAGAGAGACUCCAAUUUUUUAAGUGGGGUUCCAAAGUUUUCAGAAAUGUCUCGGUAAUUCCUCCCGGGACAGGAAUGGUUCAUCAGAUGAAUCUGGAACACCUGUCAAGAGUCGUGUUUGAUGUCAGAAACCUCCUCUACCCUGACAGUGUUAUUGGCACAGAUUCUCAUACAACCAUGGUGAACGGCUUGGGAAUCCUGGGUUGGGGUAUGGGCGGAAUCGAAACGGAAGCGGUCAUGCUGGGCCUCCCCAUCACCCUCACUUUGCCCGAGGUGGUUGGGUGUGAACUGACCGGAUCGGCCAGCUCACUGGCGACAUCCAUCGACGUAGUCCUGAGCAUCACGAAGCAACUAAGACAAGCAGGGGUAUCUGGAAAAUUUGUGGAAUUCUUUGGUCCUGGCGUUUCUCAGCUCUCCAUUGGGGACCGAACCACCAUUGCAAACAUGUGUCCUGAAUAUGGUGCAAUUCUGAGCUUUUUCCCUGUAGAUGAUGUAACAUUAAAGCACUUAAAGCAUACAGGCUGUGAUGACGCCAAACUCAAGUGCAUGGAGACGUACCUUAAAACUGUGAAACUGUUUAGAAAUUACCAGUAUUCUGCUAAGGAACCUGAAUAUUCUCAAAUAAUACAUAUAAACCUGGGUUCUAUAACGCCGUAUGUAAGCGGUCCCAAAAGGGCCCAAGAUAGAGUGGCUGUAACCAACAUGAAGAGCGACUUCCAAGCAUGCUUAAGUGAAAAGGUUGGCUUCAGAGGCUUUCAGAUUCCUGCCGAAAAGCAGUGCCGGGCCAUUCCUGUCGAAUAUGAAGGCAACGAGUACCAGCUUUCUCACGGGUCAGUCGUCAUUGCUGCUGUCAUCAGCUGUACCAACAACUGCAAUCCUUCUGCAAUGCUAGGAGCAGGUUUAUUGGCUAAAAAAGCCACUGAAGCUGGUCUGGCUGUGAAACCGUACAUAAGAACCAGCCUAUCGCCGGGCAGUGGAAUGGUCACCCAUUAUCUCAGUUCCAGCGGUGUAUUACCAUACCUCAAUAAACUUGGGUUUGAAGUCAUCGGCUACGGCUGUUCCACCUGUGUGGGGAAUACUGCCCCUUUGCCAGAAGCCAUUCAGAAUGCAAUUGUACAGGGUGACUUGGUUGCAUGUGGCGUCGUAUCUGGAAGCAAAAACUUUGAAGGCCGCCUCUGCAGCUGCAUCCGUGCCAAUUACCUGGCUUCUCCAUCUCUAGUUGUUGCUUACGCGAUUGCGGGGACUGUGAAUAUUGAUUUCCAGACUGAGCCACUAGGGGUCAAUUCUGAUGGCAGAAAUAUCUUCCUGCACGAUAUUUGGCCUUCUCGGGAAGAACUUCAGCAGAUCGAAGAGGAGUUUGUAAUAGCAUCCAUGUUUAAAGAACUGAAAAUAAAAAUGGAGAAAGGAAAUAAGCGUUGGAACUCUCUGGAAGCCCCAGAGUCCACUUUGUUUACCUGGGACUCGAAGUCUACUUACAUCCGAUGCCCUUCCUUUUUUGAUAAGCUUGCCAAAAACCCGCCUCCCCUCCAGUGCAUUGAAAAUGCUCACGUCUUGUUGCAUUUGGGAGACUCGGUCACCACUGAUCACGUCUCGCCCGCUGGGAGCAUUGCCAGGGGAAGUGCUGCAGCGAGAUACUUGAUGAAUAAGGGCCUCACACCCCGUGAGUUCAACUCCUAUGGGGCCCGUCGGGGCAACGACGCUGUCAUGACACGAGGCACCUUUGCCAACAUCAAGCUUUUAAAUAAAUUCAUCGGCAAGCCAGCUCCUAAAACAAUCCACUUCCCAACAGGACAGACGCUGGACGUGUUUGAUGCCGCGGAGUUAUAUCGGAAAGAAAACAUCCCUCUGAUUAUCUUGGCCGGCAAGAAAUACGGAUUGGGCAGCUCAAGGGACUGGGCUGCCAAAGGACCCUUUUUACUGGGAGUGAAAGCAGUGAUUGCCGAAAGCUAUGAGAAGAUCCACAAAGGUCACUUGAUUGGCAUGGGCAUCGCCCCACUUCAGUUCCUCCCGGGGGAGAGCGCGCAGUCUUUGGGCCUGACUGGCAAAGAACAGUUUUCGAUCUUCUUCCCUCAAGAGUUAUCGCCUGGAAUCGCCCUGCGUGUAAAGACGAGUACCGGCAAAGCAUUCCAGGUGGCUGCCUCGUUUGACAGUGACGUGGAAAUCACCUUGUACAAACACGGCGGCAUGCUGAACUACAUGGUGCGGAGGCUGUUAUAAAGCUGUUGUAAAGCCCUUUUUCCCACCUCGGAGGACUGUCGAGCCCGCCAGCCUCUUGAGGCCUCUCCCGUUGGAACUGCUGACAAGCCCCAUUGUGCUCAGAUAACUUUGUCCAUGGAUGUAAAAGAUUGUGAAAUUGUUGUAGUGGCCGCAGCGAGGUCCUCCUGGAUUUUAAAAUACUCCGAAUGGUGCUAUUGACGUUGUUAGACAUUGACGUGUCUUUGUGUUGUGAAAAGAGAUCUGUAAGUAUGGGGGGGGGAGGGUUCAUCUUAGACCAUUUUGUAUAUAAAUUAUGUGAAGACCUGAAACUGAAUUGUGAAGAUUUUGAAGCCAGAUUCCCUGAAUUCUUUCCUCCCUUCCUUUCUUUUUCCCCCCCACCUUUGAACUUCCCAAUGCUGUUUCUUGAUUUGAGCAUAGCACAUGGCUUAAUGAUGUAUGAUUCCCUUGUUUUAAAAUUCGGGGGAUCCCCAAUUCUGAAAAUGAACCGAAAAACGCACCUCCCGUAGAUCUAGUUCAUGGUAUUGGCCACCCACUAGAAAGUUUAAGGAAGGCUUAAUACUCAGUAGCCUUUUUUUUUUUUUUAGCCAGCCUUUCCUCUAUUUCAGGACUGGACAGCUAUGAGAACUUUAUGGCCUGUGGACUUCAACUCCCAGAAUUCCUGGCUCAAGAAUUCUGGGAGUUGAAGUCCACCAGUCGUAACAUUGUCAUAGUUGCCCUAUUUGGUGCCUUCCAGAAAAGUGGAACGGGUGCAGUGGCCUCAUCAAGUGGACAUUUCUGGAAAUCCGCCCCAGACACUGAGCAAGAUACCCACCCGGCAAAAAUCUUGCUUUGUGAAAAAUUCCAAAACUGAAAUUCAGUUGGGGGAAAUUGAUGUUUUCCGAAUAGAAGCUGGCAGUGAUCUCUCCAGCUCGCUAGCUCUCCUGACAAGUCGCUAUCAUGGAAUUUAAUUGGAUUUAUUUUGUCCAAAAUAACAUCUCCCCGUUAUCCUCAAUUGGGCUUUGGCUGUUAACAGAAGUUGAGCAGUGUUCUCUGCUCCUUAGAAGAACAGAAAAGAAUUCCUAUUUCUUCUCUUCAGUUUGUGCAGUGAACUAAAACCUGGUGGGUUUAUAAAAUGAGUUGUCUCCAAGUUUUCUUCCAGUCAUUCUGUUCUUUCCAAAAGACUUUAUUCUGAGGAGCAAGAAUUUGUUAAAUCCCCAGAUGUUUACAGUAAUUUUUGGUUUAUUAUAAACAGGAAUUUCUGUAGCGGAAAUAUCCCGAGCUCAUUUAAAAAGUCUUUUCUACUUAAGUUGUUUAUAGACCUGGGUUUUUGAUUAAACCAAACAGACCCAAUGUAAUAGAGUAAGUACUUCUAGUAAAUUCCGUGUGGCUAAAAAUAUCCUGAAGUUCUGAAAGACAAAUUAAUUUGCACACUUACUAGAUUCUCUUUUGAGGCCAAAUGAUUAGAAAUACGGAUGACAGUGGCAGCAAUAAAAGUCUGUGGAACCUUUCUGCCCAGUCCUUUUGAACCCUAGUUAUUUUUCCAACAACCUCAUUAUAAGCUUUAAUCAUAGACAUUUUUUUCUUGAAUCCAUAUGGUUUUCUACCAUAUCAGCUGUGCUUAUGUUUGCCACUUUAUAGUAUUACUAUUGGUAACUUUCCUUUAUUAUUGAAUGAUUUUUCUCCGAUUUCAAUGAAAUGCUUGAAGUUCUGCCUUGAUGAUCACAAAUGGCAAAAAAUAAUAGGAAUAUCUCACUUUUGGUAUCUAAAUUAUUAUUUAUUUCCAGCUUCCGUGCAUCUUCUUUAUUAUUAUUAUUAUUAUUAUUAUUAGGUUCAAGGCACUGUUUUCCUCUCCUCCCAAGUAAAAUGCUAAAAACCAGGGUGCCUUAUAGACCUACCCCAUGGUCCCCUAACCCAGAGGUCGCCAAAACUUGGCAACCUUAAGACUUGUGGACUUCAAAUCCCAGAAUUCCUUAGCCACUCAUGCUGGGAGUUGAAGUCUACAAUUCUUAAAGUUGCCAAGUUUGGAAUCCCCAAAACAGCACUUCCAAUUUCACAUUUUUUUCAAAACUUGUAAUUGGGGAACACUGCUGACCUUUUUAGUAAUCUGACAGUAAUGUGAAGUCGAGCAUCAUCUACAAAUGGCCUCCAUCCGUGUCUAGGUGCUGAUAUCUGACAUUCUUUCAAAUGGGUAAUUCAAAUAACCAGCUUCACCUCCAUCCCACCCAUCGCAGGUGACUGUUCUUGCUACAUCAUAUGUGUGACUCCCACCUGGCUAAUGAUUUUGGCCUAUAGAUGUUAGCAGAUCCGUCCGAUUGCAGGUCUCCAAAAGUCAAGUCCAAAUUAUGACCCAUAUUUCAGGUCAAACUUAGAAACGAGCAACUAUGGGAACUGUACAAGCUAUGGACUUCAACUCCCAGAAUUCCUGAGCCAUGCUGGCUCAGGAAUUCUGGGAGUUGAAGUCCAAUGUAGCCAUAGUUGCCCACCCUUGGUCAAACUCAUUGACAUGGCUUCACUUUUUCCUCUUACAUUCAAAAUAUAAUAUUUUGGAGGUUGCAACCCUAUCUUUUUAAUUUAAAAAAAAACCACUUUCAUUUCCAAUGAACAUCUGGGGAGAACUGACUAUAGAUAGAUUGAAUGCGAGAUGGACAUAAUGUGUGAAUCACCAUAGAGCUUGGCAGAGAGUCUUCAUAACCCUCCUGACUGACGUUGGUAAGUCUUCAUUUAUUUAAAAAGUUGAAAGCCCUGAGCUGACCAAAUGCCCAAACAUUUCGGACCGCUUUAGAAGAGAAUGAGGUGGCAUCUGAAAAUGCUGGUCCUCGUCCUCUGGAAGACCUCAAAAACAUUUUGAACGAUAUCACAAACCUGCAGGGCUUACAUGAAUUAAAUCCCUUUUCUAAACCAAUAAAAAGCAUAAUGACCUGUGUAAUGCUAUUAAUUGGAAGCCAAACCACCUGUCCGAAUUCUUUUCACGUUGGCAGUGCACAAUGUAUUUGAAUCAAAAGGUACUGGGUUGUUCUAUAGUCUACCAUAAUCUUGGACUUUCAAGUAAGGCAAAAAUCACAAAAAUCGGAAACGUGUCUGUUUUUUCUCUCUUCAAUUUGGCUUCUGAAAAGAAGCACAACUGAGCCCUUGAUUAAAUUGUUACCAAACUGGGGGGGGGGGGAGUUAUAAAUAUAAUCAGUUAUACACAGCAAAAUAAUACCUGCAUUCUAUUAAUCUCACACGAGCCACUGCACCUUCUAAGCCAAUUGUUAACGGUCUACGAUGGUUUCCAGUUCACCCAUAAGUAUUGUAUAGACCUCUGAAAAGACAAAAGUUGAAUUUGCUGACAAUUGUGCAUAAAAUGUUAAACGGAUGUAAAUUAUUUUUAAUAAAGAAAAGUUGUACCAUG